GGGCAGUUAAACCGAGAGUAAACAAGAAACCUUAUUAUUAAAAUCAAAUCUAAAUAAAUUAACGAUGGUAUGAGGGUAAAUAUGUUCUACUAGAGAUAGAGCAGAAUGAUGAUUCAAUCCGUUCCGCCCUGAAAAAUGAGAUAAUUUCUUUAUCGUAUGUCAACAACCUUGUACAUGAUUGUGUUUCCUCUCUUGAGAGUUUCAUGAAGUCGCCGUGCCAUAUAUUAAUAUGCGUCGUUGUAGCGAAUACACAUUUUUCAAAAGCUACUCUCUCGAUAAGUAUCCACAUUUAGCUAUCUAUAUACAUAUACACAUAUACACCACAGUGAGUGAAAAAUGGCCGCCAACGUGAGAACAGACAUGCGAAUUCCCACGCGGGCGGCCCCUAGAUCUCCUAGUAAUUCCGUCGUACAAAGGAAUGCAGUCUGGCGAACGAACAAUGAUCUGUUUGGAGUUUCAUUGAUGCAACAACCUGUGCAAAAGAAAAAGCCACCACCCCGUCCACCACCUCCAAAGUUUCCUCCAACAUAUACUGAAAAUCAAAAUGGUCAAAAACCAAAAAAACCAGCGAGACCAACGGAAGUCCUGACCAGUCUCUUUGGCCGAAAAGCAACAAAAUCCCAGCGGACGAAUGUAGAAUACUCAUACAGCCGUUCACAAGCUUCCAUCUUACAACCGUCAAACGUAUCGAAUGGAACAGUUUCUUUAAUAGAUCUAAGUCCUCCAGGAUCGCCAACAUUCACAACGCGUUCAAAUAGUGAUGGUGUCAGCGUCGAUAGUUUUGGUAGCGACGGAAACUCAAAUCCAUCCGUAAUCACAAGUAGCGGCAACACAUCUCAAACCGAAAGUGCCUUUGAGGAUGAUUUUGACUUUUUCUGUGGCAUCACGAAUCAAAAAGUUGCUCAAAACGAUCCAUGGAAGAUUAAUACAGUUCAGGAUCCCUUUUCUUCUCACCAAAUUUCGAAUAGCAGCAGCACCAAUUCUAAUACUGUCAAACAUGUUGGAGAAGCAUCUUUUUUUACGUUUAACAAUGAUAAUUGUACAAUGAAUGAAGUGCCUUUUAAUCAACCGUCAUCGAACAUGACCCAGUUGACGCCAACGAUAAUACGUGCAAAGCCAGUGAAGCCACCUGCGCCUAGGUCAAUACAGAAGAAUUCUUCGUCCAACGUCGAUGAAUUCGCUAUUAAACCUAUUCCUUUGCCUCGAUCUGUAGUGCCUUGUGAACCAGUGACAUUAGACUUCAAUAGUGCCUGGAAUGAUGAUUUAACGGAUGAGCCGUCUCCUCCUAUGCCUUCAAUACCACCACCAGCACCACCAACAGAAUUUUUAAAGGAUCUCGAGCAAGGAACCAUAGGGAACAAUGAAAGUCCGCACGGGAUUGCACUGUACGACUUCAACGCAACUCAACCUGAUGAUCUUGCAUUGAAGGAAGGCGAUAUCGUUAUCCUAAUAAAAGCUAUCAAUGAUGACUGGAUCGAAGGACGAGUUGGGAAUCAACAAGGAAUAUUUCCAGCUAAUUUUAUAGAUGUCAAAGUGCCAUUACCAGGACUAUCAAGAAAUGUGGUAAAUGCUCUGUAUACCUUCAAAGGAGAGACGUGGGAAGAUUUGUCAUUCGUGGAAGGUUCUAGAAUAACGAUAUUGUCCAGGAUAUCAGACGAUUGGUUAUACGGCGAAUGCAACGGAAAACGGGGUCAAUUUCCAGCAAAUUAUGUUCACAGGGUAUCAAUUAAUCUCCCAAAUUAUUCUUGAAUACCGUUUCCUGCUACACAUUUGAGAGGAUCUGUCAAAAUAUUUGUAACAUUUACAUUGUAAACGAUUUGUACUUCCAUUUGAAGUUAUUGAUUUUUGCGGAUGAGGGCGACCAUAACGAUUAUUUUUAAUCUAUAACAAAGGAGGUUGCGUAAACUUUUUGAAACAACCUUUUUAAUGUUCUGUAUUGUAAUGCAGUCAAAGGCCUCGUUUGUGUCCAAGUGGGUUUUGAAACAAACUACAUGUCAUACUUAUAACUAAUACUGAAUAUUACAUUAGAAUUGUAUUUAUUCUCAUUAAUUGUCAAGUCGUGAUGUCUCUUUAUCAAAAGAUUUACAAUUGCCCAUUGUCAAUAAAUUAUUCUAGCAUUGCUGCAGGAAGGGUAAAUUGUAAAUAUUAAAUGUGCUAAUAUGAAAUUAGCUGAAUUACAUUACGUGUAACGACAUAAUUAAGUGCUUCCUGUAGACUCAUGUUAGUUUUUUAACUAAUAGUAAUGAAAUCUAAAAACUACUUUUAGCUGAUAUUUCUACAUAUCGUCAGAAUUCGUUUCCAAAUUUUCUCUGGCUUAACCUACAUUCACAAACGGAUUUUUCAUAAUUUCCUAUAGGAAAUGUGUUUAAAGUCCUAAUCAAAUCUGAUACAACCUAGUAUCGCAAUUUCUUCAUUUCAAUAUUUAUUUUUGAAAUAGCAAAUGCAGUAGCAGAAUAUAUAAAAUAAUUUAUUUUUAAACUCGUUUGCAUAGAAAAUGCUUAAAUGGGAAUAUAAUUCACAUUGGCAAUAAGAUAAAAAGUUUUUUACACAGGAAGAUUAAUGAAACGGACAUCAGUUCAAUUUACUUAUAUUAGUUGAUUUCCGAUAGUUUUUUUUUUCAUAGCCUGUCCAACUUUUAAUAACUAUUACUAUUCGUUUAAUUUAUAAAUAAUAUGUUUCAAUAAAUAUUAGUAAAUUUAACUCCUGAAUAUUCUUAUGAAAAGGCUCUGUAAUUAUAUUCUCGAUUAUGUGCACUUUCAGCGUGAGGCACAAUGACAGAAUGAAGUAUCCAAUUAUUACGUUUGUGUAUAUUUUGUUAAAGCAUCUGAUCGUUUUGUGCCUUUGGUAAUAUUCGCACUUACAGAUUUUUCGCCUUUUUAUAGUUACCAUGAUAAGCGUAACAUUAAUCGAAUUAUUGAUAAUGCAUAAUUGUAAUAUUUAAGGAUCUUAUUUAUAUUAAUUUUAUUAGCAAAUCCAACGUUAUAUCUAAUAGAGAUGAAUUUCCCCUGUAUAUAUAUAACUAAUUUAAAAUUCCAUUAAUAUGUGCCUGUAAACGAUGUGUGAUAAUCGAAUUUAAAAAUGCGAUUAAAUGAUGCAAGUGCUUCAUUUCUUUUGAGAAAUUUA
Messenger RNA from Cephus cinctus (wheat stem sawfly), 3123 nucleotides. Its product is annotated as SH3 domain-containing protein 19. Gene Ontology annotation, cellular component: actin cortical patch. The transcript is spliced from 6 exons. The coding region runs from base 337 to 1749 and encodes 470 amino acids. The record is from RefSeq and is a predicted model, not a curated record. Gene Ontology annotation, biological process: actin cortical patch localization; plasma membrane tubulation; endocytosis. NCBI's taxonomy places the organism in Eukaryota, Metazoa, Arthropoda, Insecta, Hymenoptera, Cephidae. Gene Ontology annotation, molecular function: lipid binding; protein binding.